Penicilliopsis zonata CBS 506.65 is the source of this 1464-nucleotide messenger RNA. RefSeq lists its product as hypothetical. The transcript has a single exon. The record is from RefSeq and is a predicted model, not a curated record. Bases 1 to 1464 code for a protein of 487 amino acids. Lineage: Eukaryota; Fungi; Ascomycota; Eurotiomycetes; Eurotiales; Aspergillaceae.
AUGAAGCCUCAGGCCGCCAUUCUCAUCCUCUCCUUCUGUGCCUCCGUCUUCGCUGCUCCCGUUCAUCACCGUGCCGUUCACCACAAGCGCCAGGUUCACGUCAGAGAUGUGAGCUACGCCUCCUCCUAUGCCUCUACUGCGACCAGCGCCGUGGCCAACGCUUGCAAGGUCGCCGCCGCCUCCUCCAGCGCCGCUGUUGAUUCCUAUUCCACCGCUGGCUCUAGCGCUGUCCAAACCAGUGCUCCUUCCACCAGCUCCCAGGCCAGCACGUCAAGCGGAGAUGGCGAGGAAUCUAGCGGCUCCGAUUAUGGUGCUACUCCUUCCGGGGCUUCCGCAUCUGUAGCCGCCUCUCCCAGCGGUUAUUCAAGUAGUAGCUCUAGUAGUGGCUACAGUGGUGGCUCUGGAACAUCUAGUGGCUCGGAUGCCUCUUCUUCUGGCUACUCCGGGAGCUACGGUGGCUCUGGAACAUCCAGUGGCUCGGAUGCCUCUUCAUCUGGUUACUCCGGAAGCUACGGCGGCUCUGGAACAUCUAGCGGCUCGGGUGCCUCUUCUUCUGGCUACUCCGGGAGCUACGGUGGUUCUGGCACCUCUAGCGGCUCGGGUGCCUCCUCUUCAGGAUAUGCUAUGGGCUCUGGAUCAUCUGGUAGCUACGGUGGUUCCGGAACUUCUAGCGGCAAAGGCGCCUCUUCUUCCGGCUAUGCUAUGGGCUCUGGUUCAUCUGGCAGCUACGGUGGUUCUGGAACUUCUAGCGGCAAGAGUGCCUCUUAUUCUGGCUACUCUAAGGGUUCUGGAAGCUACGGUGGUUCUGGAACCUCUACUGGUGAUAGCGCCUCUUCUUCUGGCUACGCUAUGGGUUCCGGGUCAUCUGGAAGCUUCGGUGGUUCUAGCACCUCUAGCGGUCAGGGCGCUUCUUCUUCCGGCUAUGCUAUGGGCUCUGGAUCAUCUGGCAGCUAUGGUGGCUCCUCAACCUCUAGCGGCGAGGGCGCCUCUUCUUCUGGCUACUCUGGGAGCUACGGUGGCUCCGCAACCUCUAGCGGCGAGGGUGCCUCUUCUUCUGGCUAUGCUGAUGGAUCAUCUGGCAGCUACGGCGGUUCCGCAACCUCUAGCGGCGAGGGUGCCUCCUCUUCUGGCUACGCUGAUGGAUCGUCUGGCAGCUACAGUGGUUCCGCAACCUCUAGCGGCGAGGGUGCCUCUUCUUCUGGAUCGGCUAGCAGCUACGGUGGUUCCGCAACCUCUAGCGGCGAGGGCGCCUCUUCUUCUGGAUCGGCUAGCAGCUACGGUGGUUCUAGUACCUCUAGCAGCGAUGGUGCCUCUUCUUCUGGCUACGCUGAAAGCUCUGGGUCGUCCAGCAGCUCCGGCAGCGAAAGCGAGAGCGGCUCUUCCACCAGCUCGUCCUCAGGCGCUUCUUCCUCUGACAGCGCUGCUGCGGCUGAAGCUUCCAGCGCCUCCGUCACCAGCUUUUAA